CCAGCUCGCCUUGGCCGCCAAUGUUUCACUGGAGCAAGUGGAAGAAAAGGAUGGGAGCGUCCGUCUCGUCCUCCGCGGGCGCCGCGGCCAAGAGGCCGGUGUUCGACGAGCGCGAAGAUGUGAACUUUGACCACUUCCAGAUCCUCCGAGCCAUCGGCAAGGGGAGCUUUGGAAAGGUGUGCAUCGUCCAGAAGCGGGACACGGAGAAGAUGUACGCCAUGAAGUACAUGAACAAGCAGCAGUGCGUGGAGAGGGAUGAGGUCCGGAACGUGUUCCGGGAGCUGGAGAUCCUGCAGGACAUCGAGCAUGUCUUCUUGGUGAAUCUCUGGUAUUCAUUUCAGGAUGAAGAAGACAUGUUUAUGGUGGUGGAUUUACUCUUAGGGGGAGACUUACGUUACCACUUGCAGCAGAAUGUGCAGUUCACGGAGGAGACGGUCAAACUCUACAUCUGUGAGAUGGCCCUCGCUCUUGACUAUCUGAGGAACCAGCACAUCAUCCACAGAGAUGUGAAGCCGGACAACAUCCUCCUGGAUGAACAAGGACAUGCUCAUUUGAGCGACUUCAACAUCGCGACGAUUAUCCGGGAUGGGGAGCGAGCAACAGCACUAGCGGGAACCAAGCCGUACAUGGCUCCAGAGAUCUUCCAUUCCUUUGUCAACAGAGGGACUGGCUACUCCUUUGAAGUGGACUGGUGGUCAAUGGGCGUGAUGGCUUACGAGCUGCUCCGUGGCUGGAGACCCUACGACAUCCAUUCGAACAACCCAGUGGAAUCCCUGGUACAGUUAUUCAGCACUGUGAGUGUCCAGUAUGCCCCAACGUGGUCCCAAGGGAUGGUCAGACUCCUGAGAAAGCUCCUCACCGUGAGCCCCGAGCACCGUUUUUCCAGCCUGACGGAUAUCCAGGCCUCCCCUUACCUGGCGGACAUCAUGUGGGAUGAGCUGAGCCAGAAGAAGGUGGAACCCGGUUUUGUCCCAAACAAAGGACGCCUGCAUUGUGACCCCACCUUUGAGCUGGAGGAGAUGAUCCUGGAGUCCCGGCCCCUGCACAAGAAGAAGAAGAGAUUGGCUAAGAACAAGUCCAGGGACAACAGCAAAGACAGCUCCCAAUCAGAAAAUGACUACCUUCAGGAGUGUCUUGAGGCCAUCCAGCAAGACUUUGUGAUUUUUAACAGAGAAAAACUGAAGAGGAGCCAGGACUUGGAUGCCCCAGAGGAGGCCACGUCUGCCCCUGAGGCCCCAGAAGAGGCCGACCUGGACACAGACACAGACCUGGAGGGCUCCCACUUCCACAUGUGCAGCUCCGUGUGCCCCUCGGCAGGGAGCAGCUAGGGCUUUUGCUGGGGGGCGAAAGAGCCCAGUCUUCUGGCCUCUGGAACUAUGAUUCUCAGGGGGCAAGGGUCAGCCUUUGUCUAGAGACUGGUCCGGAGCCCGCUGGGACAAAGCGGCUCUGGUACCUCUGGAUUAGCUAGAGCCGGACUCGGAACGGCGUCUUGGCUCCCUGACUUAGUGGCCAUCCCAAACACUCACGCCAGCUCCGAAGGACAGUUCUUGCCGUGCCAGUCUGGGUGCCCAGGACUCUGCUGCGGGGGAGCAGCCCAGGAGCCCCUGAAGCCCCACCCCGGGCAGAUUCCAUUUUCUUCACUCAGUGGCAUUCCACAGAGCCUGGCUCCAGGUGUCUCUAUGGAGGCAGGUCCACUUGCAUGCAGUCAGCCUCCCGGGCUGCCCCGUUUCGUGAGGGGCCUGCCCGGGGAUGCUCCCCAGGGGAUGGGCACAGGACCUGCCUUGUGUCUCUUCGGGGUGGGCAACAGGGUCCAGUCGGUGCCAGCUGUACAUACUGCCUUUUCCACUCUUUUGGAAGUCUUUUCUAGACAGGGCUGGGGCCGGUCCUCUUCCUUUCCCCACGUGCCAGCCUCGGACUGCCCGGGCCGCCGGACUCGUGUCCCCCACUUGGCUGACCCACGGUCCAGGGCCAAAGAAUAUGGUCUGGGAGGGUGGGGGCGGGGAGAGCGGGCGCGAGGAGCCCACAGUUCUCCCGGGCUCCCAGCUCCUGCCGGGCCUUUCGCUCCACUGCUGUAUAGUUUUCACCUUCAUUAAAUUAAAUGGUGAGGAA
Molecule: messenger RNA, 2109 nt
Organism: Antechinus flavipes (yellow-footed antechinus)
Lineage: Eukaryota; Metazoa; Chordata; Mammalia; Dasyuromorphia; Dasyuridae
Gene: STK32C
Product: serine/threonine kinase 32C
Exons: 12
Coding region: 21-1328 (435 amino acids)
Biological process (GO): regulation of signal transduction; protein phosphorylation; G protein-coupled receptor signaling pathway
Molecular function (GO): ATP binding; G protein-coupled receptor binding; G protein-coupled receptor kinase activity
Source: RefSeq, a predicted model, not a curated record